UUUUGAAAGAAGUUUCGAGAAUAUCCCCCCUGAUGACGGAAGAGUUUGCCUUUUUGAUAGCCCAUGGAUUGCUGAAAACUUUUGCGUCAGUACCCGAAGUCAGCGCAAUGCUCGAAGUCAAGUCGUCGCCGACACCAUGGACAAGUGUCUAGCGUGGAUCGCCACUUUCCUUUGCCUACUGCUGCUCGUCGAGGCCAUGGCCGAGGCGUCGCCGUACAGCGUCGCCGGUGAGGAGACCGUCGCAAGCGGCGCAUCCGCCGAGGCAGACCCCUACGAAUUCUGCCGAGCGCACUUCGGCGCGGACUUCGCUCUGAACCGCGAAGUCCGCCGCGCCACCAAUUCGAUCGAGAAACAGCCUCACGAGCCAAGAGAUGACCUGGACGACUACAAUGACAACCUGGCCCGUCUUCUAUUCUUCACACGAAAGAGGAGCUGCAUUCGUCGUGGGGGCAGUUGCGACCACCGCCCGAACGAUUGCUGCUACAACUCAUCGUGCCGAUGCAACCUGUGGGGCACCAACUGCCGGUGCCAGAGGAUGGGCCUGUUCCAGAAAUGGGGCAAGAAGUGAGGCGCCUCCUUCCUCCUGAGGGACAACAGGCGCCAUUGACAGCCUUGCGACCACCGCACACGGACGGAUUUUUAAGACAUGUAUAAAAGAGAAGAUACGAAUGAGGCAGCGGAAAGAAGGUAGAACGAAAAAAAAAAAAAGAAACACACAGCCACCGCUUCCAUGUCUCAGUGGUGUUCAUCGUAGUUCCUCAGCCGUAGUUUCGUAUCGUUAUGUUUAUACGCGUGGACGUAGCGUAGCACCUGCAAUUUGUAAAGACCGGUGAACGGCAAGGAAGGUUUUCAAAAAAUUUUGGAGUGGGAAUUACUUCUAGAAUGUGAAGCCAGACGGAGUGCUGAAUAGUGAGGGCUAAAAUCUGGCUAAUGUCGACUAUAUGAUGGCGAGAACCGGCUUACGUUCGUUAGUGUUGGCUAACUGAUGGCUAAUGGUAUUCAUCGUAGCCCCUUGCGUUUGUAAAGAGCGGUGAACGGCAAAGUGGUUAGAAAAAAAAGACUGCUGAAGUCGAAAUUAUUUCUGGAAUGUGAAGUUAUAUCACCGCAAUAUUGCUCCAUUCACGAGAAAACAUUAGCGUACAACAAAAAAAAAAAAAAGCAGCGUUCGCCUCACAGGCCAUAAUAAUUUAAAUUUCGGUCAUUUUCUCGCACAGAUACUGCUCAACAGGUGUCUUAGUGUAACUGGUUUCCUUAAAUGCCUCAAAGUUCUGCGAAUUUUAGUAGGGUUACUUCAGCCGAAAAAAGCGAUCCCUCAUUUUAUACUUAGGCUAGAGUUCACUGUCAGCAGAACAAAAACACUUUAUAUCUGAUCGGGUGUCACACAAGAAGGCCUUAUUUUUUAGCUAAACUGCAGGCAAAUGCUGCCAUCCCAUCUGCUUCUAACACCCUCUGAAAGCUUCCACUUCAGAAUUUUCUUAAUCCUCCUUGGUGAACGGUGGCCUAUCGAAUUCGCUAGCAUGCAAGCACUAGCUAGUGAUGGCUAAAAUUUGGCUAAUGUCGGCUAUGGGACGGCUGGUUCCGGCUAACGUUCUUUAGUGAUUAACUGAUGGCUAAUGAUCGCUAAGUGCGGCCAUAUGACUGAUAUACGGGUCACUGUUGGCCUUACUACGCGCAAAUGUUGGCUAGUGUUCCCAUAUAUUGGCUAAGUGAUGACCAGUGUUGGGUAACUGACUUUAGGCGUAAGUAAAUGACGGUGAUUUUGCUGGGUAAUGGGCAAUGUUUGAUAAUUUCGAGUGGUGCAGGUUAUCCGCGGUUGAAAUAGCAACACUGUGUUCAUUCAACCUAAACCCCCAAAAAAUUUUUCUCCCGCACAUACGUACACAGUUUCCUCGACAGCGUUAGACGUAGAGGGCACUCCGUGCUCCGUUAAGCAACACGUGGGUUCUCCACUUUAGCGUGGCUCGACGUUCGUCAACUCGACACGAUUCGCUCCGAGUCGAAUCGUACUCGUUUACGUCGUUUCGGUUUCUAGUCUCUCCAUUUGACGCGCGUAAACGUUUCGAUGCGACGCGCGAUCUUUUUUUUUUAUUAUUGUUUCGUUUUCUUUCGCGUUCAUGGCUGGCGUUCGAGCUUUUUGCAGUUCCUGUCCGCGUCAUGUAGUUAAAAAAACAGCUAGCUACUCGCGUAACGUGUCAAAACGAAGUUUGUAUCCCUGUCGAUAUAUUAGUGUUCAGGUUCCUCCAAUUACGUGAUAUUUGGGAGGACUCUAUGUAGUGAAAGGACUGUAGUAACGUGAGUCACUGCUUUGUCAGCUUCUGAGCCAAUGAACAACUGUAUCUGCUGAGGCCGAGGUGCAUCUUAUAGACCCCUGUGAAUCGAUGUUUUGUUUGAAACUGUUGUCACUUAACCGAUCGUUGCGUCAGAACUCGCGCAAGUGUCAUUUGGCGCAUGACUGCAUUUAUUGUUUUCACGCGUGAUAUCGUGUGUUUAAUCGAUGUGCUGUGUUGUGCCAGUGUUGUAUUUCGCGAUGUUGAGCAUGCGUGGUGCACAUCCGAAGCUUCCCGGUGGCAUCUAGAUGUUUUGACUAGCCAUGUGUACUUUGCCUUCGCUCUUUUGAAGAGGGUGGAUAGUUUAUCUGCUGCGUUAGAAAAUGGCAACUCUUUCUCAUCGACCCGACGAUAUCCCGGUGCCGCUCAACGUAAUGCUAAGUCGCUGAAAGCCAGACGUAGGAGCUUUUCACCGUGCUUCAACAGCAGGUUUUUAAUUGGUGGCUGUCCUCGUGUAUUUUAUACGAAGCAAACCGAUAGCGUGUGCUACUUGAAAACCUUACACUUUACUAAAGAUUACACAGCUGCGGCAUUUACAGUGUCCGCAUACCGUAACAGUAAUUCGCUAUUAAAACACUUCGCUCGCUGCUAUUCAGUCAAGAAAGUCGUGACACGUCAUGCGCUCUUGCUGUUCUUGACAUAUCGUUAAAGUAUGCGUCGGCACGUAAGAUAGAUUCGGUUGUUAGAGAUAAGAUAGGCCCCUAAGCCUGCAAACUGUCACUAGAACGUUAGUCGUACUGGAAUUGGCCUCCGAUGUGAGCAGCCUUUAGAAAAGCCUUGUACAAACUACGUCGAAAGUAGGUUGUCUAUUCAAAAGAUCACCGGAAUCUGUUGUACCAGGAGCCGCGGCUGUCGCAACCUAAUAGAUGUCAAAUGCUUCACUUUGCGGUUAGCGUCCUUCGCAGAUUCUUUCGAAUCGGACCACUGAAGCGAUAAGCGGUAGGCCUAACCGCAGCCUGGCCUAAGCGCGGCUGCUAGCUUAUUUUGGGAAGAAAAAAAAAGCGGUCGGCUCAUAUGAACUAGACGCAUUUGUCGCCUUAUCUGUGCGAAUGGAAAAUAUCUAUCAAAUGUCACAGUUUGUCGUUAGCGUCCUUCGCACAUUAUUUAAAUGACAAGCAUUAAAACGAUAAGCGCUGGGCCUAAACGCAGCUCUUGUUGACCUAAUCGCUAGGCCUAACCAGGGCUAGGCCCUACCGCAGCUCCCGGCUUCUUUUGGGAAGGAAAAAAAAACGCUGGGCUAAUUUUACCUAGACGCCCUCUUCGUAUUAUCCGAUUGAAACAAUACCCAUGGAGUAACAUGCAGGGGAAAAAAUCUAGAGCGUUUCGGACUAAAAAGCAGAAAACUGUAUAACCUAAGUCCAAGGUUCACAUCUCCAAUUCCUUGACACUGCUGUCCUUGGUAUCGUCGAUUACGUAACGGACGGCUGACACUGAAGUUGCCAGCUUCAAAGACAGCCUGCAGCUCUCCACGGCAUCUACUUAAACGAAUUAGGUCCCAAUAUUAAGAAAUAUCGCGAUGAAAAAAAGAAACGUGAAGGUCCUGUAACAGCACACGAUUCACGCAAAAUAUCCACGAAGGCCCACUUCGAUUAACGCUGGCGGCAAGCCAGACUCAAUCUAGCUAGCUCAAAUCAGGCAAGUUGCAUAUACAGUGCUUUCGUGUGUCACAGAAACCUUAAAAAAAGAUGUUUUCAUUCCAAAACAAGAAACUUUGAUGUGUUGUUAUGAAUGUACAUACUUGUAAGAAAGUCUCCAAGUGUUCGUAUGUAAAUUGCAUUUGCGAUCACUGUUUGCCUCGUUGUGUGUAUGUAAAAUAGCUGCUGUAGCUGGUGCUUCUUCUUCAGAUAGCACUGUCUUUUUUUUUCGUUGUUGUUUUUUCGUUCGGUUCGUUAACUUGGGCACUCUUCGGAAUAGCGGAGGUCCACCCUGCUAAUUAAUUAUGUAGGCGGCUCGCGCCAGGCCUUACUUCAUUGAAUGAAGUGUUCUUUUGAGUUAAUGAGCUCGUCAAUAGAAGGAAUUUUUCUUCUUUCGCAAAAUAAGAGAGGCGAUAGACAGUCAGUGUUAGAUUUCCCUUUCCCGCUCCUCUCUCUCUGUUAUCGACUCACUUAACUGCACUUUUUCAGCGCAGUUACAUUGAUUGUUUCAGCCGAAUUCCAGAAUCUUAGUUGGUUUUUGUCAACCAGUAAUGCGGCAAGCUGCAAAGUAAAAAAAAAGAUGAAAAGAAAAGAAAACGUUAUUAUCACGAAACUGUAACACCCCUUAACCCGUGUUAACACCUGUUAACACCCGUUUGUGACACCCGUUUGUAGCACGAAGUAGAAAGGAAAUCCAUUUGGAUUUCACACAAAGCUCCCUGUAUGACGGAAAAUUCGCCCUUCUGCGGGAUUCCAACCCAAGACUGACGCUUUCCCGGAGCCUAUUCAGUAACGGACCAGGCGUCCAGUCGUUUUAGACCCGGUAGCGGAGCGACCGCUACGUAAAGGCGUUAGCCCCGGGAUCGAAUACCACAUAAGGGCAAUUUUUUUUCCACCGGUUUCGGUUCAAUAACGGAGAAGGGCCCAAUCGGCUUAGCCCGGAUGGCGUAGCGAUCGCUACAGAAAGGCUUUAGUCGCUGGUUCGAAUCCCGUAAUUGAGACGAACUCUUCGUCAACUGGGAAGUUUUCCGUGACUUCCGCAGGAGCUUCGUUUGUUUAGGCUUCGUGCCACAAGCGGGUGGAUGACUUACUUGAUUUACUUACCCAUUUCACUUACUUGAUUUUGCAAGCAGUGUGUGCAAAACGCGGGUAGCUGUUGCCAAAGGCCUUCUGAUUGCAUUUUCGAGAGAACAGGCUGGUUAGCUUUCGAGACGAGAUUUCUUGUGGAGGCCUUAAAGUGGGCUUUACCGCUGCGCACUGCUGCCUCGCAGAGAAGCCAAAGCUAUCGUGAGGUUGUGCGGCAUUUUUUGUAAUUCAUUGUUACCACCCAUGACAUCGACUUGCAAGAGAUGCGGUCGAUUGUGUGUUGUUUCUUGCAUGCUGACUUGUUUUGCGAGUGAUCGCAAAAAUGUUUGUCAACAUCGUUUGUAAUGGAAGUAAACUCCGAAGAACAACAAAAAAAUUCACAAAAAAAAAUUGCUUAGAAGUUGUUGGCGUAUUCAGCAACUCGCAUCUAUAGAGCAUCUAUAACAGACGACGCGCUGUACUCGAUGUGAGUGUGUGUGUCUUUGUUGCUCCCACGGGUCACUAAGUGUUGGGAACUGCAAAUCGAACUCAAAGUUUUGUGUUUGCUUACUGUUAAUGCAUUGUAGAUAAUUGUAAUAAAACAUUCUUCGUGUCUGCAAGCAUAA
Messenger RNA from Rhipicephalus sanguineus (brown dog tick), 5652 nucleotides. RefSeq lists its product as uncharacterized. The record is from RefSeq and is a predicted model, not a curated record. The transcript has 5 exons. NCBI's taxonomy places the organism in Eukaryota, Metazoa, Arthropoda, Arachnida, Ixodida, Ixodidae. The coding region runs from base 137 to 568 and encodes 143 amino acids. Gene Ontology annotation, molecular function: ion channel inhibitor activity. Gene Ontology annotation, cellular component: extracellular region.